UGACAGGAAGCCAGUAGCAGUAGAGCCGCAUUGGAUUUAAACACGCAUAGGGGACUGCAAUUGGAAGCCCUGGCCAUUUCUACACGAAGCGAAGCAGUUACGCGACAAACAAAAAUGCAUCUAAAGGAACACGGCGUUGGAUCUUCGGAUCCCUGAAACGUUGGGGAAACAUUUUUUUUAUGUUGAUCCGUUUGGUUUCUAAGCCAAGCCUCUACGCUCAGCGAUUUGUUAGAGCAAGUUAAAAAGCAGAGGAGCUCGGAAAUGAGCUCCCCCAACACACAGCAAGAGGACAUGAAUAAAAAGACAUGUUUUUUUAACAUCAAAAUAUUCCUAGUGUCGGAAUGUGCACUAAUGCUGGCGCAGGGGACAGUCGGCGCGUACUUGGUGAGUGUCCUGACAACGCUGGAACGCCGCUUUAACUUGCAGAGUGCUGAUGUGGGUGUGAUAGCCAGCAGCUUCGAGAUUGGCAACCUGGCGCUCAUCCUGUUUGUCAGCUAUUUUGGCGCCAGAGCUCACCGACCACGUCUGAUUGGCUGUGGUGGAAUUGUCAUGGCACUGGGUGCACUGCUAUCUGCACUGCCUGAGUUCCUCACCAACCAGUAUGAGUACAAAAGCACUAAAGUCUGGAGGAAAGAGCCAGGACGGGACAUGUGCUCCAACAUGUCAAGGAGAGAUGUGGAUGAUGGUGGCCUAUGCAGCAACAAAGCCAACACCAACAUGAUGUACCUGCUGCUGAUUGUUGCCCAAGUUCUACUAGGUAUUGGCGCGACGCCUGUACAGCCUCUGGGAGUGUCCUAUAUAGACGACCAUGUGCAGAAAAAAGACUCGUCUCUCUAUAUUGGCAUAUUAUUUUCAACCUUGGUUUUUGGACCUGCUUGUGGCUUCAUUCUUGGUUCGGUCUGCACCAAAUUCUAUGUGGACGCGGUCUUUGUUGAUACCACCAAGCUGGACAUCACCCCGGAUGACCCUCGCUGGAUCGGAGCCUGGUGGGGAGGCUUCCUCCUUUGUGGGGCUUUACUUUUUUUCUCCGCUAUCUUCAUGUUUGGUUUCCCCUCAUCUCUGUCAGAGCGAUAUGGUAACAGCAGGACCCAGAGUGAUCAGCCCAUGCUGCCAGUAUCUCAGAGUUAUGAGCAUUCAAAGCCAAGUAAUGGUGUCCUCCACAACCAUCAACCUGACAGCUCCUGCUGUGAACAGCUUCGAGUGAUUCCCAAGGUGACUAAACAUCUGCUGUCUAACCCGGUGUUCACCUGUAUUGUCCUUGCUGCGUGUAUGGAGAUUGCAGUAGUUGCUGGUUUUGCUGCCUUCUUGGGAAAGUAUUUGGAGCAACAGUUUAAUCUUACAACCACCUCGGCCAAUCAGCUUCUGGGUAUGACAGCCAUCCCAUGUGCAUGUCUGGGCAUUUUUAUGGGAGGUCUUUUGGUGAAGAAGCUGAAUCUGUGUGCUCUGGGUGCUGUUCGUAUGGCCAUGUUGGUCAACCUGAUUUCCACCACCUGCUAUGUGUCUUUCCUCUUCCUUGGAUGUGACACAGGCCCUGUUGCUGGUGUGACCAUCGCCUAUGGCAAUGAAACCUUGCAGCCAGGCCAAACACCAGAAGCUCCAUGCAUUAGUGAGUGUAACUGCUACACAUCGUCCGUUAGCCCCGUUUGUGGCUCUAAUGGGGUCACAUACCUGUCCUCCUGCUUUGCUGGCUGCACCAGGUCCAUUAGCACUGGAGUGCUUCCUCGACCGGCUCAGAACCUGACAGGAUGUGCAUGCAUUUCUGGUGAUGGCAUUCCCUCCACAGUUGUGCCAGGCAAAUGCCCGAGUCCUGGGUGCCAGGAGGCUUUCCUAAUUUUCCUGUGUGUGAUCUGUGCCUGCAGCAUGAUUGGAGCCAUGGCUCAGACGCCCUCAGUCAUCAUCCUCAUCAGGACGGUCAGCCCAGAGUUGAAGUCAUAUGCACUUGGAGUUCUGUUUCUCUUAUUGCGACUGCUGGGAUUCAUCCCACCUCCUUUGAUCUUCGGUGUGGGGAUUGACUCCACCUGCCUGUUCUGGAGCAGCGAGUGUGACACAAAGGGUGCAUGCGUGCUAUAUGACAAUGUGGCCUAUCGCCACCUCUAUGUGAGCUUGGCCAUUGUGCUGAAAAUAAUUGCCUUCCUGCUGUACACCACCACAUGGCAGUGUUUACGUUGCAACUAUAAGAAGUACAUCAAGAAUAAUGAGGCGUAUGUGACAUCCACUGAAAUUUUCUCUUCCGACGUUAAUUUGGAUAGUUUGGGCAAAGACAUUAACAGGACAAAAUUUAUAUACAACUUGGAAGAUCAUGAAUGGUGUGAAAACAUGGAAUCUGUUUUAUAGUGGUUGGUACUUAUUAAUGUUGUUUGUUUGGUUUUUUUGUUUUUUAAAGAAAAGCACUUGAUUUCCUCCUUCUAUGGUGAUGUGUUUAAGGUGCCAUUGGUCACUGUAAGAGACUGUUGCACUUUUUGAAUUAAUACUAAUCUUUUUUUUUGGUCCACUAUAGAAGAUGCAUCAGAGAAUGAUUAUUGUUCAGUUCCAUUGAUCUACAGUCAGGUUCAUAAAUAUUUGGAGAUGGUUAUUUUUAUUUGUCGACCACAGGAUAUUGAAGGUGGUAUGCUUUGGAUCAUGAGCAGUUUCCUCUCUUCCAUUUUUUUUUUCUUCCCACUGUUGUGGUACACAUUGAUCUUUGUCUCAUCUAUCCAUAGGAUGUUGUUCCAGAGCUGUACAGGCUUUUGUUUAGAUUUGUUUUAGUUUGAAAUCUUUAUGCUAGUCUUCAUGUUUUUGAGGUUUACCAAAGGUUUACAUCUUGUGAUAAGCCAUCUGUAUUCACUGUGGUGAAAGCUUCUCUUGAUUGCUGACUUUGACACAGGUACACCUACCAGGGUGUUCUUUCUUUUUAAGAAUGUACCAAAUAGUUGAUUUGGCCACGCCUAAUGUUUUUGCUGUCUCUCUGAUUGGUUUGUUUAGUUUGUUUUUUUUUUUGACUAAUAAUGACAUGCUUCACUGGCAGUGACAGCUUUUUGGACCUAAUAUUGAGAGUUAACAACAGCAGAUUCCGAAUUCAAAUGCCCAUCAACCCUAGACUUUUUAUCUGCUUAAUCUCCAGUUAUUUUUGGUCCCUUAAAAAGGUGAGGACCACAAGUGCUGUAAUUCCUACACUGCUCACACGAUUUGGAUGCAAAUACCCUCAAAUUAAAGCUGAAAGUUUGCA
Molecule: messenger RNA, 3205 nt
Organism: Ictalurus punctatus (channel catfish)
Lineage: Eukaryota; Metazoa; Chordata; Actinopteri; Siluriformes; Ictaluridae
Gene: slco3a1a
Product: solute carrier organic anion transporter family member 3A1a
Exons: 10
Coding region: 262-2334 (690 amino acids)
Biological process (GO): sodium-independent organic anion transport; prostaglandin transport; transmembrane transport
Cellular component (GO): membrane
Molecular function (GO): protein binding
Source: RefSeq, a predicted model, not a curated record